AUGUCCCGACCACUCUCGCAACCGCGUUCCGGCACGUUUGCCUCACAAUCGCAAGCCGGUCCUUCACAGCCUAGUCAAAGAGUCGCUCGUCCAGAGUGCGAGGUUUGCGGCGUCCGCAAGUUCAGAAAGGAUGCCUCCACUGGUCUGAUCAAUUGCAUCAAUGGACACGUCUUGCAGGGCUUCAGGGAAGAGACGGCAGAUGAUGAUGACUUCAAUCCGGCGGGAAUGCGCAAGAGGGGGACGGGAACGGGAAGAAAGAGACCAAAGAAGAGGAGGUACAGAUUGCAGUCGGGAGUGUGGCAUGGCGAACGAGGCCAAUUCGCUUUGUACCAAUGCUUGCAGCUUCUGCUCCGCUGGCAGCUGGCAGCCUUGCAUCACGAGUGGCCCGACCUGCCAGACGUAGUCGAGGUGAGUGUGUUGAGCUCGAUGGAUUCAUCGAUGACUGCUUGUCACACUUACAGUCUCAUGCAAUCUCCUCUAGCCGAUAGCGCGAGAUCUUUGGGCUCUCUACGUCUCUUGUCUGCCCAAGCUGCGUCCUGCGCCAUUUUUGGAGCAGGAACGGCGAGCCAAAGAGCAAGAGAGCGGGCAGACGAUCGAGGACCUCGCAGAUUUAGCUGCCAAGGAACGGCAAGACGACGAAGCUCGUCGGGCUUUCAGAAGGCGCAUGAGAGAGGUCACAGACGGUUCUGACUUUGAUAGCGAAACCACCUCGUCUGGCAGCUCGUCCACUUCAGAUGACCGCGAAAACGUCGAGAGACCAUCUCCGUCACGUGCCAAGCGUGACCGCACACCGGGAACUAGCAAACACUCGACUCGCGGGCGGUGGAACGAGGGAGUACAGGCAGUGUCGGCAGAAUCGCCAAAGAGCAGCGCCGCUGAGAAAAGAAGAGGGGAUCUCUAUGGUCAAGUCGCAGACGAUUCGCUCCCACCACUGGCUCCGUCCGCUCAGGACAGCCGAGCUAGGCUGCGCGCUCAAGAAGUGUCGGAAAGAGAUCAGGCACUCAGAACGAUGGUGAACCCCACUAUGAGCACUCUAGCCACUGUCUACCUUGCUUUGAUCACGGCACGCGUGCCGGUCCUAUGGGCUGACCUCAUCGCGUGAGUUGUUGCACAGCCUGGACCUUCGAAGCCCAACAAGGGCUGAGUUUGCGGACCGCGUCCGGCUGACACGCUAAGCCACGUCUUUUCAGCUUGGUCGAGCAACGCCGUCUGCCGUAUCUCGAUGCCCUGCAUAUCCUUCCACCAGACAUUGUGGCACCUCUUCCGGGCAGAGCCAUCAAAGCUCUUGAGCCUCGCGUGAGUGAUGCGAGGGCAUGCGCAAAGGUCAUCAUUCUCUUAUCAAGGCCUACCGCUUCGACAUCUAUCGCAAGCACGUUCCCACCAUCGAGGAGCUAUCGAAACGCGCUUGCAAUAUCGCAGAAGCCUUGAACAUCGACUUUUGCGUCACGUUUCCUCAGCUGAAUGCAGCGCCUGUACUUUGGCGCUGCGUAGAUCACCUUCUGCUUCCACGUGAGUCCUGGUUGUGCUUUCAUCCUUUACUAAAUAGUGAUUAACAGAAGGACGAGUUGUUGUUCUUCAGCGACUUUUUACACUGCUGCAAAGAGCCUCGUCCAUCUUGUCGGAAUAGAGAUGCUCGCGGUGGGCCGAGACGCUUCCGAGCUCGGAACAUCUGAGCGAAACAUCGAUUUGCAAAGCGCGGAGCGUAUAGGCUAUGCGUUCCAGCGCAGCUGGCUGCCAAUGUCGCCUGAGACUCUUCGCGCAACGUCACCCUGCAUGCUGCUUAUGGCGGCCGUUGUGAUCGUAAUCAAGCUGCGCUAUGGUCUUGAUGGUUACACCAGGUGAAUUGAUCCUUGAAAAUUGCCUAGCCGUUAUCAACGUUACUGAUUUUGAGAGCUGCUUAGAACGGAAACCGAAAAUGGUCCCAAGAACUGCGAGACGGCCGCUCCUAAUAUUCUGCGCUGGCUUACAUUGCUUGAAGAGUCGGAUGUGCGCGCUCAGUCUCACAUUUCUUCAGCUCACAACGUAGACCUGUAAGUCAUUCUCGCAACGCUCGACACGCUGGGCAGCUUUAGAGCUGAACGCGCACCUUGCAACUCCAAAACCCUUCGCCGCCACCCAGAGACAUUAUCGAUCUGGACGAUGCUGGGGUCGACGCAUUCCUAGACUUUGCCGAAGAGAGUCUCCUCUUGCCCAACCACCCAAACAAUUUGUGGUGGCGGCAAGUAAAAGGUCAGAAUGAUGCGAGACUUCUCUUUCGUGGGCCCUUUCGUUGCAGCUCACUCCUCAGAACUUCUCGGUUCAGACGUGGACGACAUCUUCAGCUUUGCGCCGGUGCAAAGUGAGGAUACACCACCACGAGGUAGAGCUACGAGCGAGACUGAAGCACACGCGCCAUCGCCAAGUGAAGUGCGUGACCAGGCGCUGAGGCAAGCGCGCUCGAAGCUAUGGUCUUCGGUUCCAGUGUCCGAUUCAGCCUCGCGCCCUUCGGCGCGCGCAGCCAAGUCGAGCAGACCACUGGAGUGCGGUUCCUCCUACUACCUUUUCCGAGGUAUGGCGCUUGGCGAGCUUCCGGAGAGCGCACAGAGGGUUCUGGUCGCAGCGUCCAGCAUCGUAG
This is a messenger RNA of Ceraceosorus bombacis, 2614 nucleotides long. The record is from the annotation of a GenBank genome assembly. NCBI's taxonomy places the organism in Eukaryota, Fungi, Basidiomycota, Exobasidiomycetes, Ceraceosorales, Ceraceosoraceae.